AAAUGAAAACCAUCCGGAAACGGUCUCUUUAGGCAUGUCAGAGGAUAGUGCCGAGACAGGUACAACAUAAAUUCAGUAUGUCGGAAUCUUUGGACGCUUGCAGUUUACUCUCUUCCUCCUCGCAACUCGACCAAAUGGAUGAGGAAGCGAUUGACGAUAAGGAAUUCGACAUUCCCCAAGUAUACACACCUCCCACCUUGGAGAGCAUCCUCAAUGAGCUGGAGGAUGAGGAGGAACCGUUUGUGCUGGAAGAUACCUGUGUGCUGAACACAGAAAAUAUUGAUGCUCAUUCCUGUGACACUGCUUCUCUUGCCAGCUCUGACAGUGGAGACCCAGCUCACUUUAAACGGAAGAAGAGGCCAGUGGAAUUGAAAGCAACAAUUCAUGGAUCGGUUCUUCGAAACAGCAUGCUUCAGGGCAUCUCUGCGCAGAUCGUCUCCGCUGCUGACAAAGUUGAUGCUGGAUUACCAACUGCCAUAACAGUUGCAGGUGUGAUUGUUGUGGGAACAUCUCAUGGUCUGGCUUUGGUCUUUGAUAACAACCAAGCCUUAAGGCUGUGUCUUGGAACAAAAACAACUGGUGCAGAGUUUGGCGCAGUCUCUGCCCUCAGCAUCAACAAUGACUGCUCAAGACUUCUCUGUGGGUUCGCGAAAGGACAGAUGACCAUGUGGGAUCUUGCCAAUGGGAAACUUCUGAGAACUAUCACUGACGCACAUCCUCCAGGGACAGCAAUUCUGCAUGUAAAGUUCACAGAUGACCCAACACUUGCAGUGUGCAGCGAUAGUGGUGGAUCAGUUUUUGAGCUGGCUUUCAGGAGAGUAAUGGGCAUGCGUUCAUGUGACUCAAGAUGUCUCUUCAGUGGUUCGAAAGGGGAAGUCUGCUGUAUUGAACCGUUGCGUGCAUCUCCAGACUUCACCGACCACCCAAUAACACAUUAUUCUCUGUUGGCUUUGGCUUCCCUCACAAAGAUUUUGGUGAUUGGUCUGAAGCCCUCCCUCAAAGUUUGGAUGACUUUUCCCUACAGCAAGUCUGAUCCAUCCAGUGUGCCACAGCUGGCAUGGCAGUUUGUCUCUGUUCAGUCGGCUGUCAACCCAUUCCUGGCUUUUUGUAAAGGAGAUACAGUUCACUUUCUUAUGAUAAAAAGAGAAGAGAUGGGUGCCAUUCAUGUCAUCAAACAGAGACAUAUUCAUCUCAGCUGUGACAUUAUCAGCUUGAAUUGGAUUAAUGGUUGUACACUAGUCCUGGUAGACAGCCAUGAAAAGCUACUGAUUGUAGACCGUCCCAGUCAGGAGAUUUUGGAGAUUCUGGACCUGGAGCAGGUGCAACUGGUCUACAACAGCCGCCAUUUCAAAUCACUGGCCACAGGGGGGAAUGUCUCCCAGGCUUUGGCUUUGGUUGGAGAAAAAGCUUGCUACCAGUCCAUUUCAAGCUAUGCAGGACAUAUCGUCUGUUUGGGGACCAAGUCGGCUCAUACAAUGACUCUAAGAACGUGGAGAGAGCGCAUUGACUGUAUGUUGAACCAGGACCAUUUUGUUGAAGCUCUCUCUCUGGCUUGGUCCUUCCAUGAGGGAACAGCUAAGGCUGUGGUUGGCUUGUGUGGUGAUCCAUUGAAAAGAAAGGGAAUUGUUGGUGACAAGAUGCUAGAGAUCCUCUUCCAGUUUGCUGAUCAUGCUAUGAAGAGGUGCCCAGAACAAGGCAGAAUCCAAGUGAUGGAGCAGCAUUUUCACGAUGUGAUUCCCAUCUUGAUAGAUUUCUCCCUGCUGCUACAAAGGCCUGAUCUACUAUUUGACCAGCUUUAUGCUCGGCUCUUGGAGAAUCCGGUUGCUAAAGGUGUUUUCCUGGAAUUACUCGAGUCAUAUAUAGUUACGAACCGUCUUGGUCACCUCCCCACAACCAUCAUGAAGGAUCUCUUGGCUCAUUACAAUAGCAAUGGCUUGAUGGACAACCUGGAGAGAUGUAUUGUCCAUCUGGAUGUCACCAGCCUAGAUAUACAGCAGGUGGUUCAAGUUUGUUGGGAAAACCAACUAUAUGAUGCGAUGAUCUACGUGUUCAACAGCGGAAUGAAUGACUACAUCACGCCAAUGGAGAAACUUUUUGCUGUAAUUGGCCCACCCCUUCGAGAGGGAAGGAGCUUAACAGCUGAAGAAGUGGUGAUGGGAAACAAACUUUUAGUGUACAUCAGUUGUUGUCUUGCAGGAAGGGCAUAUCCCCUUGGAAACAUCCCUGAGGACCUUGUGGUUCAGAUCAAGAUUCAGGUAUUUGAGUACCUGAUUCUACUCCAUACAGGGGAAUCCUCAUCAGAUGCUUAUCCUCUUAUUCAAACACUCCUUCACUUUGACACCCGAGAAUUCCUAAAUGUCCUUGCCAUGACAUUUGAAGACUUGAAUGACAAACAAGCCAUCGAAUACCAGCAGAGGAUAGUGGACAUUUUGCUUCAGGUGAUGGUGGACAACCCAGACUUUACACCAUGCCAGGUUGGCGGGCUUUUCACGUUUUUGGCUCGGCAGCUGUCUAAACCAAACAACACACUUUUUGUAAACAGAAAUUUAUUCGACCAGGUCUUGGAGUUCCUCUGCAGAUCAGGUGAUGCCUCUCGACAUACUGAACGACAGCAGGUUCUGCUGCAGCUGCUCCAGGUUGGAGGUGUGGUCCAGUUUGAUGAAGAAAAGCUGUUGACUUUGUCACAGAGAGCCAACUUCUACCAAAUUUUGGAAUUUCUUUAUGAGAAGAAACAUAUGUAUGACAAGACCAUUGACUGCUACCUAAAAGACCCUCUGAGAAAGGGGGAGAUCUUCAGCUAUAUCCACGAACUGAUGUCGAUGGCAAGCCACAGUUCUGAGGAGAAACAGGCAAUCAAGAACAAAACACUGCAACACAUACAGGAACUGAUCAUCCUUGAUCAAAGCAAGUCUGCUGAGCUGGUUGUGUCUCAUCUUGUUGAAGAAGUGGAUCAAAUUAUUUGUAAACUUCCGGAUGGCGAGCUGCUUUUACAAUUUUUGAGCUCAUUCUUGGAGUUACGGGAACGUCAUUAUCCAGGGACGACCCUACCUACGGAACAUGAACUUCACAAGCAUCUGCUGGACUUGUUGUGCCGUUUUGCCCCCCAACAGCUCUUGAAUUUCCUCCAAACAUCACAGCAGUAUCGAUUGGAGGAGGCCAUACAAAUCACUGAGAAGUACCAUCACAGUGAAGCUACCGGUUAUCUUCUAGAGAAGAAGGGAGACUUUUAUGGAGCAUUUACAGUUUUGUUGGAGGCAUUAAAAGCCCAGCUUUGUCUACUGACUGCAGACCCCACCAGAGGGCAGAGUGAAGAUGAGAAAGAAAAUGAGUCAGCUAUAUUGAGAAGAAUAGAAAAUUCACUGAACAACCUCGUUGCCUUGGGUCAUCGCAACUCUCAAAAACUCCAACAGCCACAAAUCAAGGAGCUCUGGUUGUCAUUAUUGGAGACAUUGAUGACUCCCCAGAAACAAGUCUUAAAGGACCUGACAAUGAACGUUCUCAACAGUAUGAGCACCUUGGUUUCACUGCCUGCAAUCAUCCAGCAAAUACUGCAGAACCCCAUUUAUGAGAGAGGAAAAUUUGCAGAGAUCCAAGUCCUUAUUCUUGGGAUGCUCGACACUUUCAGCUAUGAACAGACUUUAUUUGAAACAACUACGAGUCUGCUAAAUCAUGACCUCCACUGGUCCCUGUCUCAUCUGCGCACUGCGGUGACAAGGGGACUCCACCCAAGGCAAGACUCCUGCAACAUUUGCCUACAGCAGUACAAGAGGUGGCAGGACUCAGCUGAGCAGAUCCUUCUAUUUAGCUGUGGUCACCUGUACCACAUCCAAUGCCUGCAGCAGACUGUGGACUGUGGGUUGGCAUGUGCUUCAGAGCAGCAGCAGCAGUGGAGUUGCUACAAGUGUUCCACCACUCACAGAGGAAGAGGCAGGCAGUAUACCAUACCAAAGAGAAGUCGCAGCACAUCCCUUGUACAGGUUUUUCAGGAGGUAACAUUGGACUUUCAACAAGAACAGUCUUGGGAUCAGCUACGUUGUUUGUACAAAGGACCAUCGAGGUUGUCCAUCCUGGCAGAGCUCUCUCACCGCCACCACAAUGAGAGAACAGGGAUUCCUGUUCAAGUUCAUCCAGCACAAGAGGGUUUCAGUCUUAAACUAUCUCCACCACCUCUGUUGGAAGAAUAGCACUGUGUAGAGUUUUAGCGCUUAACGAGGAGCAUGUCGCAGUUCUUUUUGUCUUGGUCCUAAACGGGAUAAGUUGUACAGAAGAUGGAAAGUGAUUGGAUGAUUGGUUAAUAGUUUAGUAUUGGUUUGUCUUUGUUUUCCUGCACCAUUAUUAUCAGUGUCGCUUGGAUCAGUAUAACUUUGUAACCAGUGAGACUUUUGACCUGUUGGUAAAUGGUACAUAGUAAAUCUUAUGUUCAGCUGUGUGAUAUAUAGAAAUACACUGAGUUCCAAAUUAUUUGACAUAUGCUAUUUUUGUUCAUUUUCCCAAAUAGUUAAUGUCCUUAAUAGUAAACAAUUUAUUGCAGUUUUUCUCAGUCGCUUUGAUACAUUGCUCAGAUCAGAAUUAAAAUUCUCA
Molecule: messenger RNA, 4581 nt
Organism: Phycodurus eques (leafy seadragon)
Lineage: Eukaryota; Metazoa; Chordata; Actinopteri; Syngnathiformes; Syngnathidae
Gene: vps8
Product: VPS8 subunit of CORVET complex
Exons: 44
Coding region: 78-4184 (1368 amino acids)
Biological process (GO): protein targeting to vacuole; vesicle-mediated transport; endosomal vesicle fusion
Cellular component (GO): HOPS complex; late endosome; early endosome
Molecular function (GO): protein binding
Source: RefSeq, a predicted model, not a curated record